UCAUUUUCUCUACAUCACAUUAUCAAGAGUCAUCAAGAACUUGCACAAAAAAAAUAAAUUAUAACAAAUAUUUCCCAAGAUUUUAAUUCCUAUGGCAAACAAUUUGAAUAACUUCCAAUUCCCAUAUUUCCCUACCCAUCCACCACCCCCUCCUCUUCAUCCCAUUUCUCCACCACCUCACCCCUACUCUCCUCCUCCACCACCACCACCACCAUCACCACCUCACAAUUACAUCAUAAUAGUAUUCGUUUUCUCGACGUUUGGUUGCAUUUUACUUGGCCUAGCUAUUCUUGCUUUCUGCUCAUGCUUCUUGAAGAAAAAGAAGAAGAGUACAAUGAUAGUUGAAGAGAAAGAAGUGAAACACAUUGAUGAUCAUGUUAAAAUAAAGGAAGCAAUUGUUGAAGGACCUCAUGGGAAACUUGAGACAAUAGUACUCUCAAUUGAAGAAGAUUUGCAUGAAAAGGAUGAUAUUAUAAUAAGGACAAAAAAGGAAUUAGAAGAAGUUCAUCAUCAUAACUUAUUGCAUGCUAAUAACAAAUCAUCACAAAUUACAACUUCUGCUCUUGAAAAUAGCCAUGUAUAGUCCCUCAACAACAUCUUAAUAUUGUUAUAUAUAUUAACAAUUGCCUUAUCAAAGGCUAAUGGUUGAUCAUUUAAUUCUAUCAAAAGUAUUGUGUACAUGCAACAUACUUUAAUUUUUCUGAACGUUAUGUGACUUCGUAUU
Solanum pennellii is the source of this 724-nucleotide messenger RNA. RefSeq lists its product as uncharacterized. The record is from RefSeq and is a predicted model, not a curated record. The coding region runs from base 92 to 583 and encodes 163 amino acids. Gene Ontology annotation, biological process: plant-type secondary cell wall biogenesis. Lineage: Eukaryota; Viridiplantae; Streptophyta; Magnoliopsida; Solanales; Solanaceae. The transcript has 2 exons.